Molecule: messenger RNA, 3129 nt
Organism: Phycomyces blakesleeanus NRRL 1555(-)
Lineage: Eukaryota; Fungi; Mucoromycota; Mucoromycetes; Mucorales; Phycomycetaceae
Exons: 20
Coding region: 30-2963 (977 amino acids)
Biological process (GO): protein import into nucleus
Cellular component (GO): cytoplasm; nuclear membrane
Molecular function (GO): small GTPase binding
Source: RefSeq, a predicted model, not a curated record
GAUUAUCCCCAGUUCCGUAGUCAUUGUCCAUGGAGCAACUGUCUGUUGGUCAUGUCCAAAAGCUCAUUGAAGGGCUUUAUAACUCUACAGACCCACGUACUGCCAAGGAUGUUCAAGAGCAACUCCAAGCCAUACAACGUCUUCCUCAGGCUUGGGGAAUUGCCCCUGAACUACUCUCAAUACAGUCCGACCAGUGCCGCUUUUUUGGUGCCCACACGUUCCAGGUGAAGAUAUCCCGCGAUUGGGACACACUCCCAGAAGAUCGAAUUGACUGGCUUCGAGACGAGAUACUUGUGUGGAUUGUACGCUUGUGUGCUGGGCCAAUGCUUGUCACAACAAAGCUAUGUUUGGCAUUGAUCUCUUUUGCUCUUCAUGCUGUACCCAACCAUUGGCACAGUUUUGUAGCCGAGUCUGUGGAUGCACUAAGAAGAGGUGGUGCUGUCUAUGGGGUUGCAACACAGAAUAUUGACGCUGCAAUACUCGAGUUUCUUACACUUGUUCCAGAAGAGAUAUCAAACACAGAACUUGCAGGAAACCGAAAAUUACAACUUAUACAGGAGCUUAAUGAUGCUGUUCCUCUUGUCCUUUCUGUACUUUCAUCUGUAUUAUUUACGACAUCUUAUGCAGACGGCACUGCUCAGCAAAAAGCUCUUCGGUGCUUUCAAAGCUGGAUUCAAUACGGCAUAGAAUUUGAGGCUUCUUAUCCAAUCAUACAGCAGACGAUGCGAUUGCUUACAAAAGAAGAUACGUUUGAGCCUGCGACCGAAGUAUUGUUAGAAGCUAUGCAACAACCUUCAUGGGCUAGAUAUGUAACUCUUAGAGAUGACUUGCUGAAAUGCUUUACAAGCGAAGAAAUGAAAAACCAAUUUACAACUUGUAUUUCAGGCAUACAUGAUGUUCUUCUGUUGAUGGACAUGAUUAUGCAACUGACCGCUUUCCAUGGGCACUUUCCGGCCGAUCAAGAAGUCAGCGAAAUUCCACUUAACUUUUGGUACGUUCUUCAAGAAGUACUGUUUGAUAAUGGUAUUGCGCCUAUUCGAGAUGACUCCUAUGCUCCUUCACUUGAUGGUGAUGAUGACGCAUCGCUUGACAAAACAAUGCCAAGUGAGGAGCAAAGGAUAUGGACACGCCAGUGUGGUGAAGCUGCUGUUAUUAUCUAUCGUCAACUUGUUACUAUACUUCAACAAAAGGCAGCAUUUCCAGAAGACUCUGUUUGGGCUUCCUGGGCACAAGACCUCAAAGACAAGUUCAGAAUCUGUCGACGAGAUCUGGGUGAUACAAUGAUCAAUCCUUACUACAUUUUACGAGGAGAAAUGCUUGCUAUUCUUUUGGAACAUGCUAUUGCAGUAAUAAACCAUUGGGACUCGAUUCCUCUCGCUAGUCAGGAUCUUGAAGCUACUCUGUUCUGUUUAAAGAGUAUUUCUGAAGAAAUAUCACCAGGAGAAGACGAACAUAUCCAUAGAUUUUUUGGGCCUGAAGUCUUUGGCAGAUUUCCAAGAAAUGGCAGUAUCCGUUUACAAAACACAACAAUCCUGCUUAUGGGUUCUCUUGCUGAAUGGCUAAAAAAGCAUCCUCAAUUUCUGGCUCCUGUUAUGAAUUAUCUUGUCCCUUGUCUUAGUAUUCCUAAAUUGGCCCCAUCUGCUGCUUCUGCCUUUUCUGAUAUAUGUGACGCAUGUCGGAACUCUUUAGUUGAUGACCUGGAUAGCCUUAUGAACAUAUAUAAUGCUAUGUCACAUUCUCAAAUUGAGGCAAGUGGUCAGUACAUAUUUCCAAAUGUGAUGCAAAAAGUGGUAGAAUCUAUUGCAAAUGUUAUCCAAGUACUGCCUAUGGAAAUAGCUAUUACACCAAUACUGACACUGACUGGAAAUAUCUUACAAAGUGCCGCCGAAGCAUUGGAGAUAGCAAAAACGGACCAGGAAAGGGCACGGUUGAUGAUAUUGACCCAAAUACAAUAUCUUUCUGCAUGCUGCAAAGGUAUCCAGUCUCCUAAUGAUGACUAUCAGUCUAUGUCGGCAAGACUUGCUUUCUACGAUUCAUUUGCUAGUGGAAAGUCAAUAGCAGCAUUCUCAGAUAUUGAAGGCCUUUCUCAAAUCAAUGAUGCUAUGAGAAAGUUAACAAGGGAGAUUGCAGGGAUCUGGAAUGGCGAUGAGAAAGUCAUGAAGGCCCUUUCACUCUUUUUGGAGUCAGGAGUUCGCUCAGUUAGCCCGGUGCUUGCUCUGCCUUUUCUUGAUCUUGUGAUGAUUAUUCAAGCUAGCUACCAAAGUGCACCUUUUCCGUGUUGGCUCGAUACAGCUAAAUUUGUAAUAACAGUAUAUGGGGGCCAAGAUGCAUACUUUCAGAAUCUUAGAGAAUUACUCCAAUCCCUUACCGUCCGUACUCUAGAAUUCAUCACAAACCCUAAAGAUAUGGAGCAGAGUCCCGACGUUGUCGAUAGCUAUUUUGACCUAUUAUCUGCGGUACUGAAGCGCUGCCCAAUUGUUUUCUAUCAACUAUCAUACGAUCAAAUCAACACCAUCUUUAUGUUUUGUAUUGCUGGUAUGGGCUUACAAGAGAGACUUGCUCUUAAAGCAGCAGUGAAUUUUAUGGCCGAGUUUGUUGGUCAAGAGUAUGAAGAAGGGACUGAAAUUGGAGCAAUUGUCAACACUCUUGUGACAAACAUGGGGCCACAGAUUAUAGAAAAGCUGCUUGUAGGAAUUGGUGGACAUGUUCCGAGAUCGUUCUCAGGCCCAUUGGUAGAUGUUCUAUUUAAAAUGACUAUAAAAUACACACAAGCAUGCAGAGAAUGGCUUCCUAUUUUACUCCUUCGCGAUGGUUUUCCUUCUGCCUUGGUAACGGAUACCGAGAAAAUUGCAUUUAUUAAAGGAAUCAUUGGUACUCGGUCGUUGAAGAAGUUCAAGGAUGUAGUAAACACGUUUUCAGUAAAGUGUCGUGGUUUGAGCAAUACGUCUUUUGGAGCCGUUUAACCAUUAAUAUGCGAAAUGUUAAGAACAGUGUAGCAAUAUAUAUAGCUUAGAAGAAAAAAAGUACAACGGUUUACAUAAAAACUACAAUUCUUUGUGUGAUCCUAUUACAAAUGUAAACAAUACAAACGAGUAAAAAGAAAAGGGAAAUAAAAUCAUAUGAUUAUUU